Molecule: messenger RNA, 264 nt
Organism: Aspergillus pseudotamarii
Lineage: Eukaryota; Fungi; Ascomycota; Eurotiomycetes; Eurotiales; Aspergillaceae
Exons: 3
Coding region: 1-264 (87 amino acids)
Source: RefSeq, a predicted model, not a curated record
AUGGGUGGAGGCGGCAAGAUCCCGUAUCCCAAGGAAGUCUGGUCUCCCGCUGGAGGCUGGUACGCUCAGCCCGCGAACUGGAGGGCCAACACUGCUAUCAUGGGAGCGGUUGUUAUUGGUAUUGCUGCCGUGACAUGGAGCGUUAGUGCCGACCGGGAACGCCGUGACAGAAUGCCAGAACCCGGCAGAUUCUUCCCCAGUCGCUACUGGAGCAAGCAGAUUAUCGAACAUGAGAGACAGCAAACUGCGAAGCAGGAUUCAUAA